UUCAGCUCUGCAGGCACCUCCCUGACGCUGAUGGGCCGUCACCGCCGUCACAUUGUUUUGACAAGUAAUUUUUGAAAAAAAACAAUUGUCAUAAAUUAAUUAUUAACAGAAUAAAGUAUUUUUUUUACCAUAGAUUAAACCAAAACAAGUAAAAUUACAUAGAAUUGUCAUGUAUACGCAAACAACAAAAAUACCCACACAAAAGGAUACGAACAUUGUCAAAAUUGCUGUCGAAAUGACAGAUAAAGUGCCACAAUUGAUAGAAUUUAAUCAAAAGCAACCCUUGACUGGAAUAAUUACUGAACUUUGUAAUGGCUGGAGUCUUUCGGAUCCAGAAUUUUUUGCACUUCAAUUCUCAGAGAACAAUAAUCAAAAUUACAUUACGGAAAAAAAUCGCAACGAAGUGAAAAAUGGAAGUGUACUUAGAUUGGAGCAUUCGCCAUCAAAAACAGCGAGCGAUAUUCUCGUUCAACUCAAUAUUAACAAUACGGAUGAACAAUCAUUACAAAAACUUGGUACUCUCAGUAUUGACAUGACAUUUGCACUUGAAUUCAUCAAUAAACAAGGAUUGGCCCUACUAAUUUCUCAGAUUGAAUCGGGAAAAUAUAAAGGAAGCGAUCUCGCCUAUGCAUUACAGUCCUUCGUUGAAUUAAUGGAUCAUGGAAUUGUUUCUUGGGACAUUUUAGAAACUCCUUUUAUAAAUAAAGUCGCAAGUUACGUUAAUAAUCAAUCGACAACACAGGAUUCAAGUGUCGUUAAAGCAUCCCUCAGUAUUUUAGAGAAUAUUGUUUUGAAUUCUUCCGGAAAAUACACACAAGUUGAGAAGGAAGUGACAUUUCCAAAUUUAGUGAUGCAUUUACAAAAUAGUAGUUCACAAAUACAACAGAAUGCAAUCGCUCUAAUAAAUGCGCUUGUUCUAAAAGCGGAUAUUUCCAAAAGACGAGCAGUUUCAGCGACAUUACAAUCGAAACAAGUCAGAAAUGUUUUUCUGACUAAUGUCGUUCAAUCCACUGAUCAGGUUGGAACAGAAAUGGCACAUCAAUUGUACGUGCUGCAGACAUUGAUGUUAAGUCUACUGGAGCAACGAAUGAUGAUGAAAAUGGAUCCACAGGAUCAGGAUGCCCACGAUAAAAUAAAGGAAUUGAGAAAAAUUGCCUUCGACACGGAGGGCUCGUUAAUUGGCGAUAUGGCCGCUCGUAAACAGGGACUUUUUGCCAAAGAUUACAAAAAAUUGGGUUUCAAAUACGACAUAAAUCCUGCACUCGAUUUCACUGAAACACCACCAGGUAUGCUCGCACUUGACUGUAUGAUUUAUUUUGCCCGCAAUCAUACGGAAAAUUACACAAAAGUUGUCCUGGAAAAUUCAUGUCGUGCCGACGAACACGAAUGUCCCUUCGGCAGAACGAGCGUCGAACUCGUUAAAUUCCUUUGCGAGGUGCUGAGAAUAGGCGAAGCGCCAAGUGAACAGGGACAAUCUUAUCAUCCAAUGUUCUUCACCCACGAUCAUCCGUUCGAGGAAUUUUAUUGCGCCUGCAUUGUAUUACUUAAUAAAACAUGGAAGGAAAUGCGCGCAACAACGGAGGAUUUUGUUAAAGUAUUUUCCGUUGUUAGACAACAAAUAACGAGAGCAUUGCAAUGUAAACCAACUGGUUUCGAUAAAUUUAAAACAACACUUCAACAAUUAACGUACACAACAAUAACAACAUUGUGGCAACAAGAGAGAACAAAUAGAGAGGAAUGGGAGAGUCAUGCACGACCUGUUGUCGAAUUAAGGGAGCAAAUAACACCAGAAAUUUUGGACUAUAUUCAACAGCAGAGAUUACAAUUUUUAGUCGAUGGGACAAGAUUCACGAAAUAUAGCGCAAGAGGCCAGAGGAUUAAAGACAAAUUUUGGUACGUACGCUUGUCACCAAAUCACAAAGUCUUUCAUUAUGGUGAUUGCGAUGAAAAAUCGGCGCCAACAAUUGAUGAACUAACAACAAAAUUGGCAGUCGUCGAAAUUCGUGGUAUUCUCAUUGGACGCGAUUGCCCUCAUAUGAAAGAUUUACAAAGACGCAAAACAACUCAUCAACUUGCAUUUUCACUUGUUUUGGAUUCAGUUGAUGUGACGAGUUUGGAUUUUGUCGCGCCCGACGAAGAGAUCUUCGAUUAUUGGACCGAUGGAAUUAAUGCUUUACUCGGAAACAAAAUGAUUAGUAAGGAAAAAGAAAAGGAUCUCGAGACGCUUUUAUCAAUGGAUAUAAAAUUACGAUUAUUGGAUACAGAGGGAAUUGUCAUUCCUCAGGAUCCGCCUCCAAUUCCCGAACCACCAUCGAAUUACGACUUCUGCUAUGAGUGAAGAAAAGAUAAGAAACAUCUGCUAAAUUUGCUAAAUUUUUUUUAAUAACUUUUAUAAUUCUAGUUUGAUACGAAUUACGAAUAUUACGAAUAUUACGAAAUAUCCUGAAUCAAAAGCGAUAGCUUCUCUCUUGCAAUAACCAAAGAUUUUUUUGUUUUUGUUUUCUUAUACAAUUUUUCAUGUACAUAUUUACAAAUUGUUUUUUUAAACCGUCAAAAUCUAUUUUAUAAAGGGGAGUAUAUUCUUCUUUUUUUUAAAUUUUAAUAUUUGCAGGGCUCGAAGCAGUGAAAGUAUUUAAAAAUACGGACUUUACGGACCAACUGA
Leptopilina heterotoma is the source of this 2662-nucleotide messenger RNA. RefSeq names its product engulfment and cell motility protein 1 (gene Ced-12). Bases 170 to 2338 code for a protein of 722 amino acids. The transcript has 7 exons. Gene Ontology annotation, biological process: cell motility; actin filament organization. Gene Ontology annotation, cellular component: plasma membrane. The record is from RefSeq and is a predicted model, not a curated record. NCBI's taxonomy places the organism in Eukaryota, Metazoa, Arthropoda, Insecta, Hymenoptera, Figitidae.